GAACGCUGCACAGCUGGGUGCGGCGUUGGUCUGUGAGGGCUCCGCCGUCGACAUGCCUGGGAUAGACAAGCUGCCCAUCGAGGAGGCGCUGGAGGACAGUCCCCAGACUCGGUCUUUGCUGGGUGUGUUUGAAGAAGAUGCUGCAGCAAUAUCUCGUUACAUUAACCAGUUAUACAAAGCCAUGCACCGAAUUUAUGAUGCACAGAAUGAAUUAAGUGCAGCAACACAUUUAACUUCGAAGCUUCUAAAAGAAUACGAGCAGCAGCGCUUUCCUUUGGGUGGUGAUGAUGAAGUUAUGACUUCUACUCUGCAGCAGUUUGCAAAAGUGAUAGAUGAGCUCAGUUCUUGUCAUGCUGUUCUGUCAACUCAGUUAGCUGAUGCCAUGAUGUUUCCCAUUACUCAGUUCAAGGAAAGGGAUUUAAAAGAAAUACUGACUUUAAAAGAAGUUUUCCAGAUCUCAAGCAAUGAUCAUGAUGCUGCCAUUACCAGAUAUAGUCGUCUGUCAAAAAAAAGAGAGAAUGAGAAGGUCAAAUAUGAAGUUACAGAAGACGUUUAUACUUCCAGGAAGAAACAACAUCAGACUCUGAUGCAUUACUUUUGUGCACUAAAUACUCUUCAGUACAAGAAGAAAAUUGCUAUGUUAGAACCUUUGUUAGGAUACAUGCAAGCUCAGAUAAACUUCUUCAAGAUGGGAUCAGAAAAUCUUACUGAACAGCUGGAAGAGUUUUUAACAAACAUUGGAACAAGUGUGCAGGAUGUUCGCAGGGAAAUGGAUCGUGAAGUAGAGACGAUGCAGCAGACGAUAGAAGACUUGGAGGUCGCCAGUGACCCACUCUACUUGCCUGACCCUGAUACCACAAAAUUCCCUAGCCAACGGAACCUCACUCGGAAAGCGGGUUAUCUUAACGCAAGGAAUAAAACAGGGCUCGUGUCUUCCAGUUGGGACAGGCAGUUUUAUUUCACACAGGGUGGAAACUUAAUGAGCCAAGCACGAGGAGAUGUUGCUGGAGGACUUGUGAUGGAUAUAGACAACUGUUCAGUCAUGGCUGUGGAUUGUGAAGACAGACGAUAUUGCUUUCAGAUAACGUCUUUUGAUGGCAAAAAGUCUUCUAUUUUGCAGGCAGAGAGCAAAAAAGAUUAUGAGGAGUGGAUAUGUACAAUAAACAACAUCUCUAAACAGAUAUACCUAAGUGAAAACCCAGAGGAAAUUGCUGCACGUGUAAACCAGUCAGCUCUGGAGGCUGUCACCCCCUCACCUUCCUUCCAGCAGAGACAUGAAAGUAUGAGACCAGCAGUACAGUCUCGUCCUUCCACAAAUCGUACUAGCAGCACUGGGUCUUUGGGAUCGGAUUCAGCAUCUCUGUCAGCACUUUCCUUGGAUUCACUUGUUGCGCCUGACACACCGAUACAGUUUGACAUCAUUUCUCCUGUGAGCGAAGAUCCACCUGGCCAGACAAAAACCUCAGGACAGUCAGGCAGGCGUACAAACCCUUUUGGAGAAUCUGGAGGGCUUAAAUCAGAAACAGAAGAUUCUAUCCUUCAUCAGUUAUUUAUUGUGAGAUUCCUUGGGUCCAUGGAGGUGAAGUCUGAUGAAAAUCCUGAUGUUGUUUACGAAACUAUGCGCCAAAUACUAGCAGCUCGAGCUAUACACAACAUUUUCAGGAUGACAGAAUCACAUCUGUUAGUCACAUGUGACUGUUUAAAGUUAAUUGAUCCACAGACACAAGUUACAAGACUCAGGUUUCCUUUGCCAAAUAUAGCUCUAUAUGCUACACAUCAGGAGAACAAACGCCUUUUCGGAUUUGUACUUCGAACUUCAUCAGGGAGACCAGAUAGCCGGCCGACUUCAGUCUGUUAUAUAUUUGAAUCAAACAAUGAAGGGGAAAAGAUCUGUGACUCUGUAGGACUUGCAAAACAGAUUGCAUUUCAUGCUGAAUUGGAUCGUAGAACCUCAGAGAAACAGAAAGAAAUAGAGAGAGUGAAAGAGAAACAACAAAAGGAGCUCAGCAAACAAAAACAAAUUGAAAAGGACUUGGAAGAGCAGAGCCGUCUAAUAGCUGCUUCUAGUAGAUCUAAUCAGAGUGCUGGAGAUGGCCAAUUUGUCACCCUUAGUAGUAGCCAGUCAGAAGACAGUGAUUUGGGAGAAGAAGGGAAGAAGAAACGUGAAUCAGAAGCAUGAGUAGGAAUCUUUGGACCUUUGUCUGAGAUGGCAUAGAAUGCAGAAAAAAACAAAGGUGGAGGUUUCCUUUAUUAGAUGAGACUUCAUAUUCUGAAUUUUUGUUUUUGUUUUCCUU
Molecule: messenger RNA, 2294 nt
Organism: Euleptes europaea (tarantolino)
Lineage: Eukaryota; Metazoa; Chordata; Lepidosauria; Squamata; Sphaerodactylidae
Gene: APPL1
Product: adaptor protein, phosphotyrosine interacting with PH domain and leucine zipper 1
Exons: 22
Coding region: 53-2179 (708 amino acids)
Biological process (GO): signaling
Cellular component (GO): cytoplasm; endosome membrane
Molecular function (GO): identical protein binding
Source: RefSeq, a predicted model, not a curated record